CUGCUCUGCUGCUAUUAGUGCGGUAUUUGAAUCAACAAUUUUGUAAACAAAAAAUGGCAGCGCUGUUAAAUUUACAGGAAUACGACUCUGAUGACAAAGAUGAUGAGAGUGGGAACGAAAUAUCCGAAAUAACAAGUCAUCUUCAACCAAUUAAAAAUCCAGCUAAUUCUCUGUCAUCUUCCAUCGCAUUAGUAGCGGCCCCAGCAGUUGUUUCAAACGAAGACAACUUGGGACUUCGACACAUUGACCCAAAAACUAAAGAGCUAAAGUACAACCCAAAACAUGAUGAACUGUUUGCACCUCAAGUAGGCCCCUUCAACCCAUUCCGUACACAACAGGCCAAAGCUGUGCGUAAUAAUCUGGCUGGAUUUGCUGAGCCAGCUCAUUUCAGUGAUUUUCAAUUUGACAAUCAGAGAAAGACAUUUACCAGUUAUGGCUUUGCACUGGAUCCAAGUGUAGACAGUGGAAAUGUUAUAGAGACAUUUGUCGGGAGUGAAUCCUCUGUCCUUGAAAACCAUGGCAAGACAGUUUUUGAAACCAAUGCACCGAUAGAGAAAGAUAAGAAAAAAAGGAAGCGAGAGAAAAAUAAAGAUCCUUCUGACAUUGAAGGCUACUUGGGUCCAUGGGCGAAAUAUAAAGAUGAAGAAACAGUGUCUAGACCUAGUGAGGAAGAACAAAAAGAGUUGGAUGAAAUUUUGGCAAAACGUAACAAGUCUGGUAAACAAACGGAAGAGAAAACAAUGGAAGAGAAAUCGACUUUACACGUGAAAGAUGCUUAUGACUACCAAGGGAGAUCAUUCUUACACCCACCCCAAGAUGUUGGUGUCAACUUGAAAUCAGAAGAGCCCCCAGAGAAAUGUUUCCUUCCCAAGAAACUGAUUCACACAUGGACUGGUCAUACCAAAGGAAUCGCUGCCAUCAGAUGGUUCCCCAAAUACGCACAUCUUAUUUUAUCUGCAGGCAUGGAUUGUAAAAUUAAGAUCUGGGAAGUGUAUAAAGAGAGAAGAUGUAUCAGGACCUACACUGGUCACAAGCAAGCUGUCAGGGAUGUUUGUUUCAACAAUGAUGGAAAGGAAUUUUUGAGUUGUGGCUACGACAGAUAUUGCAAAUUAUGGGAUACAGAAACAGGUGAAUGUAAAGCUCGUUUCACUAGUCGUAAAGUUCCCUACUGCAUCAAGUUUCACCCAGAGGAGGACAAGCAGCAUUUGUUUGUGGCUGGAACCUCAGACAAAAAAAUUGUUUGUUGGGACAUUCGUUCAGGGGAGAUAAUCCAGGAAUAUGACCGUCACUUAGGUCCAGUCAACAGCAUCACAUUCAUUGACCACAAUCGACGUUUUGUUUCCACAUCCGAUGAUAAGAGCUUAAGAGUCUGGGAAUGGGAUAUUCCUGUCGACUUCAAGUAUAUUGCUGAUCCUUCCAUGCACUCAAUGCCAGCUGUCACUUUAUCACCUAAUGGCAAAUGGUUGGCAUGUCAAUCUAUGGACAACAAAAUAUGUGUGUUCAAUGCACUCAACAGAAUGAAGUUUAUAAGGAAAAAAACAUUUACUGGUCACAUGGUUGCUGGAUAUGCUUGUGGAAUAGAUUUUUCUCCAGAAAUGAGCUAUAUAACUUGCGGUGAUGCUGAUGGGAAAGUAUACAUCUGGGACUGGCGAAGCACCAAACUCUACUCCAAGUUCAAGGCCCAUGAUGAUGUUUGUAUUAAUGUUUUAUGGCAUCCACACGAGACUUCAAAACUGGCUACUGCUGGAUGGGAUGGCGUCAUCAAGUUCUGGGAUUAGUUUUAUACUCCAAGUUAAGAACUCAAAGCUCUUUACAGUCAGUUAUUGGAAUGUACAGUCAAGUUUGUUUUUAAAAUAAUGAAUGCACAUUUGUUUCUUUGAUCAUAAUAAUCUCCAUCAUUGUACACAAAAUGUUAUCAUCUACUUUGUUCAUGUAUAUAAUAAACAGUUUUCUGAUACAGAA
Molecule: messenger RNA, 1962 nt
Organism: Biomphalaria glabrata
Lineage: Eukaryota; Metazoa; Mollusca; Gastropoda; Planorbidae
Product: pre-mRNA-processing factor 17-like
Exons: 14
Coding region: 54-1778 (574 amino acids)
Biological process (GO): mRNA splicing, via spliceosome
Cellular component (GO): catalytic step 2 spliceosome
Molecular function (GO): mRNA binding; protein binding
Source: RefSeq, a predicted model, not a curated record